Molecule: messenger RNA, 3726 nt
Organism: Conger conger (European conger)
Lineage: Eukaryota; Metazoa; Chordata; Actinopteri; Anguilliformes; Congridae
Gene: cfap70
Product: cilia and flagella associated protein 70
Exons: 26
Coding region: 201-3413 (1070 amino acids)
Biological process (GO): cilium movement; cilium assembly
Cellular component (GO): extracellular exosome; motile cilium
Molecular function (GO): protein binding
Source: RefSeq, a predicted model, not a curated record
UUCUACAAAACUAUAUAAUUCGCAAAAGCAAAUGGAGAAGCUAUAUCUCGCUACGCAGUCCUGCUGCAACCAUGGAAACGACAGGACGCUGAGCGAACCUGCCUUGCCGAAACCGGUGUUCCAGUAAACCAUAAACCAUAAACAUAAAUUUAGGCAACUAUCAAAGUGAUAAAUUCUUCGGUGCUCAACUACUCAUCGCAAUGAUGGAACAGUUUCAAGCAACAGUCGGAGACAAGACCGUGCCUGUGCAAAUAACUGUUCUAAAUGGAAACAACUUGAAGGGAGGUAAGGGCAAGUCGUACCUCAGUGUGGUGAGGGCUGAGUUCAGCGGUUCAGUGCUGGGGGAAUCACAGAAGAUGGAGACCUUACCUGACCAGAGUGUGGAGUAUAACUUCACCUGUGGCUUCAGUUGUGGAAGUGGAGCCAAUAGCCUGGACGACCUGGCACACAAACCACUAAUCUUGACAGUGAUGGAGGUUCUGUCCAAAGAGAAGAAACAGAAGGAGGAGAAGUCUAUAGUCCUGGGCCAGGCUACCCUGGACCUGCUGCCUCUCCUCCAGGGUGAGUGCAGCUCUACCUGUGUGGCUGUUCUGCACCUGACCCCCGAUUCGCCUGGAGAGGCUGCCUCUGAGGCCAGCAGCCAGCCCACCCUGGCCGUGACCAUCUGUGUCCCUGAGCCUCUGCUGUCUGAUGCCCACCUCAGCCAAUCGAAUCUACUCAGGGUUGCUGUGGAAACAGCAUAUUCCGUCCCAGAAUCCUGGAAUACCGGCACUGGGCCCCCUUUCAACUAUGUUGCCGCUCUACAGGUGCCCCAGUCAACGGAGAAGGAGCAGACGCUGUUGUUCUCCAACGGAGUGCUGAAAGCGGGCGGGGAGAGAGAGCCCCACUCCAGGCCCAAAAAGUGGCCCCUGGGGCCCCUGCAGGCCCCCGGAGCCCAGUUCGUGCCAGGAACCUCUAUAGAUAUGCAGCCAAUUGAGACAGAGGAUGGAGACCUGACUGGUGUGGAGGACAGGGAGUUCCGCGCGGAGGUGGAGACGGACAGGAAAAGGGUGAGCUGGGACACAGAACGGCGCUGUUUUUUGGAUCCCGGGGCAGUGGCCAGUCUGACCCGGCAGAUUGAGGCCUGUCGCCUGUGGCCAGUGGAGGUGAUGAGGUCACCACAGGGCGGGGCCCCGAAAGCAGGGAAAGCUGGGAAGGCGCAGGCAGAGGAGGAGCCUCUCUCAUUCCACGGCGUGGCCUACGUGGACCUGGGCCCUCUGCUGUACCCCGGGGCCAAACGCAUCCGUGGGGCCUACCCCCUGUGGCCCUUCUACGAGUCCGACCUGGAGGCCAAGACCAAGCGGACCGCCAGCGUCCUGAGGGAGGCCGUGCGGCCGGUGGUGGUUCAUCCUAAACGCCGUGCGUCUUCCGCCCUGAGCACGCAGGGCAAGGCGGGCGCCCCCAAGACGGGCGCCAAGGAGCCGAAGGACCAGCCCAAAAAACCUGGGAACCAGGGGAAGCCCUCACUGACUGAGGCCGGGACGGAGGUGGACACGCAGGCCAAUGUGGAAGGACAGAUGUACGUGGAGGCCAGGACCUACAUUGUGAUGGAAAUCUCCCUUGAGAAGCCACUGGUGCCGAAGCGGUCUCCAGAGGAGCUGGCCAGGAGGGUGAUGGAACUGAUUCCCCCCAGACCUCCCCUGCCCCGCCUACCCGUUGGAGCAGAGAGGGCGGUGCAGGAGUAUCAGGCCCAGGUGGCGAAUGUGGUGGGCCAGGUUCUGGAGCAGUACCAGCAGCUGUUCGGAUCCGCCAUGGUGCCGGGAGCCCCGCCCCUUGACCCCGCCUCCCAAGAGCAGCGCAAGGCCCAGCUCCUGGCAGAGCUCAACUACACCGGCCGGUACUUCGCCUUCAAGGAGCAGAUGAAGCACUCGGUGGUCCGGAUCGUGCGGGAGAAGAUGUUGCGGACGGAGACCUUCUCCGACCCGGAGAGGCUCCAGGCAUUCCUCAGCCGGCUGUACGUGUUCCUGGUGGACGAGAUGCACGUGGCCCUCAACAAGACCCUUUCAACAGACGUGCAGGAGAAGCCACAGCGCCCCCUGCUGGACAGCGCUCAGCUCAGGCACUUUGCCAGGGAGGCCCAGCUGAAUGAAGACUACCCGCUGGCUGCCCAGUACUACCAGGAGAGGCUGGCUCUGAGUCGCCAGGACCCCGGCCACUGGUUUGAUUUCGGGGCCUUCCACAUGCUGGCGGGAGACCAUGAGAAGGCACAGGAGUGCUUCCACCAGGCAGUCUCCGUGGAGCAGUCCCACCUGCCCAGCCUGCUGAUGUGUGGGAUCCUUGCGGAGAAGGCCGGAAGAUACGAGGAGGCGGAGACUUUCCUGGAGCGGGCAACUUCCAUCGACCCCGCCAACGUGGUAGCCUGGACCCUUUUCGGCCUCUACUACGAGAGGAGGGACAACGCCAUCCAGGCAGAGAUGGCCUUCCUGGAGGCCCAGAGGCAGCUGAGGGCUGCCCAGGCCAGCGGCCCACCGUCCAGGGAGAAGGACGGGGGCGAGAGGCAGGCGGACGAGGCUCAGGACAGGACGUCAGUCGCCAGCGACCGCCCCGCCUACAUGACAGAUGUGGAGGAGGAUGCAGACAGCAUGGUGAACAGGUCUCAGGUCAGCCAGGACGGCGGAGACGGGGGAGACACUGACCCUGAUCCCGCUGUCACCAAGCCCCCAGCAUCGCCUCCCCGGCUCAGAACCACCAUCUACAUGGAGACUGUGCAGUUUCUGCUGCAGAACAACGCCCUUCAGAUGGCAGAGAGGGCCCUGGCUCAGCAGUUGCUGUGUGCAGAGGGGGGGAGGAGCAGCUGCUACCACCAGGCUCUGGCCAGACUGCAUCUGCUGAGCGGGGACUACUGCAGCGCCGAGGCCAGCCUGAAGGAGGCGCUAAACGGCGGCUUGCAGAAUCCAGAUGUCUGGGCUUUGACUGGUCACCUGCACUACCUAACGGGGACCUUCAGCAAAGCGAAGACGUGCUACGAGAGGACCCUGGACUUUGUGACGGACGCCUCGGACAUGCACCCCGUCUACCUGCGUCUCGGACACAUCUACCUGCAGCAGGGACAGUUUGAGAAGGCCAAACCCACUUACCUGCACGGCUGCAAGAGCUCCCCGUCCUGCCUCACCUGGCUGGGAGUGGGGACUGCCUGCUACCGGCUAGGGGAGCUGGCCGAGGCGGAGGAUGCCCUCACGGAAGCCAACACCCUGAACAACGCCAACCCAGAGGUGUGGGGAUACCUGUGCCUGGUGUGCCUGCGGACUGGCAGGAAGCUGGAAGCCGAGCAGUGCUAUAAAUACGCCGUCAAGCUGGACCUUCAGACAGAGACUCUCCUGCAAGAGAUCGCACAGCUGCAGGCUCAGGUUGGGUUCGGAGAUCCGAGCUUCUGAGUCAAAUGAGACGCCGUGAUUGGGGCGGACAAGAGAUGAACAGACACUUGCUCCCGCCCACCCUCUCUCUGUUAGCAUUUGCUUGAAAGGUGUGCCCGGUGUGCUCGAUAUUCAUCAUCAUGCUAGAUGUUGGUGAUGAAUCAAAUGUUCUGAUAUCAUAAAUUAGUGAUGUUAAGAUAUUAACAAGACAGUUAACAAGGUUGUCUCAAACUGUUCCAAAUUGACAAUAAAUAUUUUGAUAUAACAUCAUAAGUAUAUACUAAAAAUUUGGGAGUUAAUAAGUAUCCAUGUGGUAUCCUUCCCCAGGACUGAA